Salvelinus namaycush (lake trout) is the source of this 1497-nucleotide messenger RNA. RefSeq names its product retinal dehydrogenase 1-like. Gene Ontology annotation, molecular function: benzaldehyde dehydrogenase (NAD+) activity. The transcript has 13 exons. Bases 16 to 1497 code for a protein of 493 amino acids. The record is from RefSeq and is a predicted model, not a curated record. NCBI's taxonomy places the organism in Eukaryota, Metazoa, Chordata, Actinopteri, Salmoniformes, Salmonidae.
CCAGCCAAACAGACCAUGCCCAUGCCCGUCCCUGACCUGGAGGUCCAGUACACUAAGAUAUUCAUUGAUAACGAGUGGCAUGAGUCCUGCAGCGGACGGAAAAUGCCAGUUCACAACCCUGCCACUGGAGACCUGCUGUGUGAGGUAGAGGAGGCAGACACCGAGGAUGUGGACAAGGCGGUCCAGAGUGCUAGGGCAGCCUUCCAGCUGGGGUCUCCAUGGCGAUGCAUGGACGCGUCCGACAGAGGGCUGCUGCUCAACAGGCUGGCAGACCUGGUGGAGAGGGAUCGCCUCCGACUGGCUACAUUGGAGGCUCUUGACUCAGGGAAGAUCUUCCUCAUGGCGUACUUUGUGGAUCUGAUGGCCACUGUUAAAACCCUGCGUUAUUAUGGAGGAUGGGCUGACAAGAUACAAGGCAAAACCAUUCCUGUGGAUGGAGAGUAUUUCACCUACACACGACACGAGCCCAUAGGGGUGUGUGGACAAAUCAUUCCAUGGAAUUUCCCUGUGAUGAUGUUUGCCUGGAAGAUCGCUCCAGCUCUGUGCUGUGGAAACACUGUAAUCAUCAAACCAGCUGAACAGACACCACUAACAGCCCUGCACAUGGCCUGCCUUAUCAAAGAGGCUGGUUUUCCUCCGGGCGUGGUGAACGUGCUGCCAGGAUACGGUCCAACAGCAGGCAGUGCCAUUGCUCAUCAUAUGGACAUUGACAAAAUAGCAUUCACUGGAUCAACUGCUGUAGGGAAACUCAUCCAGAAGGCUGCUGGUGACAGCAACCUGAAACGUGUCACUCUGGAGCUGGGCGGCAAGAACCCCAAUAUUGUCUUCGCAGACUGUGACUUGGAGUAUGCGGUGGAGCAGGCCCACAGUGGUCUCUUCUUCAACCAGGGCCAGUGCUGUCUGGCUGGCUCCAGGGUGUUUGUGGAGGACUCUAUCUAUGAGGAGUUUGUUUGUCGCAGCGCGGAAAAGGCCCGUAACAAGGUCCUGGGAAACCCACUGGUACCAGGAGUGGACCAGGGACCACAGAUAGAUCAGAAGCAGUUUGAUAAGAUCCUGGAGCUAAUCGAGAGUGGGAAGAAGGAAGGGGCCACACUGGAGUGUGGGGGGGGGCCCUGGGACCGGAACAGCCUCUUCAUCCAACCCACUGUCUUCUCUAAUGUCACUGACGACAUGCGUAUUGCCAAAGAAGAGAUCUUCGGACCGGUGCAGCAGAUCAUGCGUUUCCGCAGCGUGAAUGAGGUAAUUCAGAGGGCCAACGCCACCCAUUAUGGCCUGGCUGCCGGAGUUUUCACCAAUGACAUCGACAAAGCCCUCACCGUGUCCUCAGCUUUACAGGCCGGCAUGGUGUGGGUGAACUGCUACAAUGCCAUGAGUACCCAAUGUCCCUUCGGAGGGUUUAAAAUGUCCGGGAAUGGGAGGGAACUAGGGGAGUAUGCCCUCCAGGAGUACACAGAGGUCAAGGCUGUAACUAUCAAAAUCUCACAGAAGAACUCCUAA